Bactrocera tryoni is the source of this 1646-nucleotide messenger RNA. It is a transcript of the gene Hey, whose product is annotated as hairy/enhancer-of-split related with YRPW motif protein. Gene Ontology annotation, molecular function: RNA polymerase II cis-regulatory region sequence-specific DNA binding; DNA-binding transcription factor activity, RNA polymerase II-specific; protein dimerization activity. The record is from RefSeq and is a predicted model, not a curated record. The coding region runs from base 1 to 1323 and encodes 440 amino acids. Gene Ontology annotation, cellular component: nucleus. NCBI's taxonomy places the organism in Eukaryota, Metazoa, Arthropoda, Insecta, Diptera, Tephritidae. Gene Ontology annotation, biological process: anterior/posterior pattern specification; regulation of transcription by RNA polymerase II; regulation of neurogenesis. The transcript has 3 exons.
AUGGAACAUAAUCUUCAUAACAAUACGCCGGUUCAUUGGGGCUACGGAGUGGCUCCUGUGCCGACUACGCCGCACAGUCAGUGGGCUCCGCCACCUCAAAGUCAUAGCUUGAAGCGAGCAUUGUCCGAAAGUGAUUGUGAUGAACUCUACUCUGAGGAAUCCUCAAAGGAACAAGUUUCUCCCAGCGAAACUGGAAGUUGUCAGUUAUUGACACGUAAGAAAAGACGAGGUGUUAUUGAGAAGAAGCGACGGGAUCGCAUAAAUUCUUCGCUCACCGAGUUGAAACGUCUCGUGCCAACGGCUUAUGAAAAGCAAGGUUCUGCUAAAUUGGAGAAAGCUGAAAUCUUACAAUUAACUGUGGAACAUUUGAAAAAUCUGCAAUCAAAAGGUAUUGAAUCGUUCAGCUAUGAUCCUCAACGCUUCGCCAUGGAUUACCAUAUUAUCGGCUUUCGAGAGUGCGCUGCCGAGGUGGCGCGCUACUUAGUGACCAUAGAGGGUAUGGAUAUUCAGGACCCACUCCGCCUACGCCUCAUGUCGCAUUUGCAGUAUUUCGUGCAACAGCGUGAACUGUCGGCCAAGAGUUGUGCCAGUCCCGGCGGCUGGACGUCGGCGUCCGCAUCCAGUGGCUAUCAGACAAACUGUAGUGCAGCACCUUACCAACCUUACCCAGGCACACCUACUGCUCAUCCCAGCCUCAAUCCCACGUAUAUGCCGACACCAAUACAUGCCUAUCCCACGCUGAGCACCUCGCCAAGCAGCACUACGCACCUUCAGCCGCAUCCGCACCACCUUCAACAACACAGCACACAACAGCAGCAGCUGCAGCAGCAAUCUCAGCAGCAAGCGGCGUCUGGACAGGUUAACCGAGCUUCUUCGGCCAAUGGAACAGUGACGAGUGAAACGAUGCCUAUCAUAAGUCACGCAACCAAUCAGCCAAAUCAACAACAACAACAGCAGCAAUCGCUCUCAACGCAUCAAACACAGGCAGCGUCAUCACAGUUGCAGCAAACACCUGUGUCGCACGAAUCACAUCUUCAACAGCAACCACAACAGCCACCACCACCUCAAGCGCAGCCGCAGCCUCAACACUACACGCAAGAACACACGCACACCGAUCAACAAGUCGUCACUUAUGCGGACUUAUCCAACGCCCAGGCUCACAUUGAUCAUCGCAAUCCCACAGCGGCCAUUGCCGCAACUGGUCUGAACUACCCUGGCUCCACACAUUAUCCGGUUGCAGCUGCCCAGGAGUACAAUUCAAAUUACGUGGCCGCGAACGGUUCCAAGCCUUAUCGACCAUGGGGUGCCGAAAUGGCCUAUUAACGGCCAUAUGCAAAUGUAUAGCAAUAACUUAUGCUAACUGUUGUUGAAAAACGGAGUAAUGAUAUUCAUAACCUAGUCACGAAAGAUAAAAGAAUUCAAGUCCAACUUACCUAAUUUAUUUGUAGAAAUUAUGAAAUAAGGAAAUAUUAAUGUUAACAUUUUCUAACUGUUGUAUACUAUAUGUAUGUAUGUGAAAUCUACUUACAUAUACAUAUGUAUGCAUACAGUGAUCCAACAUGUACAAAUAUACACUUUAAGGGUUUUUCCGGGAAAUAGGAUUAAUUAAUUUUAAGCUUUAAUAUACACUUGGUAAACGUGAGAAU